This is a messenger RNA of Lobosporangium transversale, 1328 nucleotides long. Its product is annotated as NADH:flavin oxidoreductase/NADH oxidase domain-containing protein. The transcript has 2 exons. Bases 75 to 1328 code for a protein of 417 amino acids. Lineage: Eukaryota; Fungi; Mortierellomycota; Mortierellomycetes; Mortierellales; Mortierellaceae. Gene Ontology annotation, molecular function: NADP binding; NADPH dehydrogenase activity; FMN binding. The record is from RefSeq and is a predicted model, not a curated record. Gene Ontology annotation, cellular component: intracellular anatomical structure.
AUCCUCAUCCUCUUCUCCCUUACACACACACACAUCAAGGAACUUCAAGAACACAAGCAACGUCCUCAAGAAAAAUGCCAUCCACUAACAAUGCCGAGGCUUCCUCUGCCUACGAGCCUUUGACCUCUAAUCCUAGGCCUUACUUCGCCCAAGAGAACCACUACAUUGAACAGCCCCUUGCCCCUGGCACUUACAUUGGCCCUAUUGAUGCCUCGCUCCCUGGCUCUGACAAGAUCCCAUUGCUCUUUCAGCCCUUUACGGUCAAGGACUUGACAAUUCCUAACAGGAUUGUAGUCGCUCCUAUGUGCAUGUAUUCAUCUAAAGAUGGUUUCUUUACCAAUUUCCAUUUGGCCAGCAUUGGUUCGUUUGCGAUCAAUGGUGCAGGGCUGAUCAUCCAGGAAGCUACAGCGGUCCUGCCCAAUGGAAGGAUAACUCCUAGUUGUGCCGGAUUGUGGGACGAUGCUCAUGUAUACAAGUUCAAGGAAAUCGUGGACUUUGUGCAUGCUCAGGGAGGAAAGAUUGGCAUUCAACUCGCACAUGCUGGUCGUAAGGCUUCUGCUCGGGCCCCAUUUACCAAGCACGCCGAGUCUGAUUUCUGGUACGACAAUGUCGUCGCUCCCACUGGUGGUGCUGAUUUCCAAUGGGAUCAUCAUCAUGUAGUACCUCGCGAAAUCACUCCCAGUGAGAUUAAUGAAACUAUCCAGGCUUUUGGUGCCGCUGCUGCCCGUGCUGCCCGCGCUGGUGCAGAUAUGGUUGAGAUCCAUGGAGCACAUGGAUAUUUGAUUCAUAACUUUUUGUCUCCCAUCACCAACAAGCGUACAGACAAGUAUGGAGGCUCGCUUGAGAACCGUGCCCGCUUCUUGCUCGAGGUCAUCGAAGCUGUCCGUGCCAACUUCCCUGCUGAAAAGCCCAUCUUCCUUAGAAUUUCCGCUUCCGACUUAGUAGAGGAGGUCGUUGAUGGACCUUCUUGGGAUAUUGAGCAAUCAAUCCAGAUUGCUAAAUGGGCCCAUGAUGCAGGCGUAGAUGUGCUGCAUGUUUCUUCAGGUGGUAAUACUGCUCAGCAGAAGAUCAAGGCUGGCCCUGGCUACCAGGUCCCAUUCGCAGAGCGUAUCAAGAAGGCUGUGCCUGGAUUGCACAUCGUUGCAGUAGGCAUCAUCAUUAAUGGGAAGCAGGCAGAGGAAGUCUUGGAACAGGAAAAGGCCGAUUUGAUCGGCAUCGGUCGAAGCUUCUUGAGACAUCCAGAGUUUGCAUUGAAUGCAGCUCGCGACUUGAACGUCAAGGCUGCGUUUUCCCAGCAAUAUACUCGCGGCCGCACCAUCUAUAGUUAA